This is a messenger RNA of Aspergillus pseudotamarii, 1535 nucleotides long. Its product is annotated as fatty acid alpha-hydroxylase. The transcript is spliced from 3 exons. The record is from RefSeq and is a predicted model, not a curated record. Bases 269 to 1387 code for a protein of 372 amino acids. Gene Ontology annotation, cellular component: endoplasmic reticulum; membrane. Gene Ontology annotation, biological process: lipid biosynthetic process; fatty acid metabolic process. Gene Ontology annotation, molecular function: iron ion binding; fatty acid 2-hydroxylase activity; heme binding. NCBI's taxonomy places the organism in Eukaryota, Fungi, Ascomycota, Eurotiomycetes, Eurotiales, Aspergillaceae.
UUAACUCUUUUUCUUUCUUUUUUUCUUCUUUUCUUACCUUCUUUCCUUCCGUGCCCCUUCCCUUGUACCCGUCGGAGCCACCGGACCCGCGACCCUAGAUAUUAUUUUGAAGCUCACGCCACUCCUUUCCGAUUAUCCAUUCCGUUUUUUAGGUGUGGUGUGAUCCGUCCAACUACAUCUCUCGAAUUUCCACGCUUAUAUCUCAUCUCUUCUACAUUCUUCCUACAACGAUUGGCAUCCAUAAUUGAGCGUUUCUCGUUCAAUAACCAUGCCUGGAAGGACGCUACCAACGUUUACCUCCGCCGAGGUUGAGUCCCAUAACAAUGCCAAAUCCUGCUAUGUGACUCUGGGAUCCAAAGUCUACGAUAUUACCUCUUUUGUCGAUGAUCAUCCUGGUGGCGGUGAUUUGAUCCUUGAGUAUGCUGGGAAAGACGUCAAAGAAAUUCUGCGCGAUGCCGUCUCCCACGAACACUCGGAAGCAGCCUACGAUAUUCUAGAAGACAGUCUGGUUGGCUUCAUUGCCUCGGACUCGACUGGCAAAGGUGCAAGCAUAGAUGGUGUAGGGAAAUCAUCGGGCCCUGUAUAUGCCGCAACUGGAAUGUCCCGCGAAGAGGACUUGUCUGUUGAGACGGAUUACUCCAAGGAUUACCAGACGCACAAAUUCUUGGAUCUCAACAAGCCUCUCCUUAUGCAGCUCUGGAACGGUGGCUUCAGCAAAGAGUUCUACUUGGAGCAGAUCCACCGCCCACGCCAUUACAAGGGAGGAGAAUCAGCUCCUCUCUUUGGAAACUUCCUGGAGCCCCUGAGCAAGACUGCAUGGUACGUGGUUCCGAUUCUAUGGCUGCCGCCUGUUACCUACGGUACCAUGAUCGGGUUUGCCGGGCUGGGGAAUGUGUCUGCUGCAGCUGCCUAUUGGGUUGGUGGCCUUUUCCUGUGGACAUUGAUCGAGUACCUUAUGCAUAGGUUUUUAUUCCAUCUUGACCGAUAUCUUCCUGAUAACCGGGUCGGCUUGACCCUCCAUUUCCUGUUACACGGCAUUCAUCACUAUCUACCUAUGGACAAAUACCGACUUGUGAUGCCACCAACGCUGUUUGUCGUCCUCGCUACACCAUUUUGGAAGCUGGCGCAUAGUGUCUUCUUCUAUAAUUGGUAUGCCGCCUUGAUGGUAUUCUGUGGCGGCGUAUUCGGUUACAUAUGUUAUGACUUGACCCAUUAUUUCCUCCAUCAUCGCAAUCUUCCACUCUACUAUAAGGGACUCAAGAAGUACCACCUCCAACAUCAUUUUGCCGACUUCGACAAUGGUUUCGGUGUCACCAGCCGGUUUUGGGACCGUAUUUUCGGUACUGAGCUUGAAACACCCGCACCUAAAGAUGUGAAGACCCAGUGAACGCAAUCGCAUAAGGAUUUGCGUUCAUCUGAAUUAUCCUAAGUACGAAGUAAUGUCGAGGCUGAUUACGGCUCAGUCUUUCAUUCAUGUUUGUUUCUGAAAUCAUAGGAUUUCGAAAGCUUAGUUUUUGUUCCACCCUACUCUGCUU